GUCAGCACCAGCUGUGUGGAUUCAUGGAAUAAAGAUCCCGAUCCACUUCUGUCACAUGAAUCCAUAUGCUGUUUACUUUACAGGACGUGCAGAAUACAUACACCUGGACUGUUUUCAUCGACAAACUCUAGGUUUUGCGCGUGGAGCGACCCAUGCCUUUGGAUAACACUGCGUUUCUGUGUCUUAUCGACUCUUGUUUAAGAAUUUAGACGGACUCAUCCUCUGCGGGUUGUUUUGUAGGUAAAAGAAGCUGAAAUGUCGAUUGAAAAACAAAGCGUGUCCGAGGAAAACCUUCAGGGUUCCUGGGUGGAGCUGAAUUUAAAUAAUGGAGGAGGCAGCACUCCUAAAGAAGGUUCGGAGGAGCAGUCUGCCAGCACCGCCCCAAGCGGAGACCUGGAGAAGAUGCUGCUGGAUGCUCAGCACGAGUCGGGCAGGAGCAGCUCAAGAGGAAGUCUGCCAUGUGAGAGUCCUCUAAGAUCUCAGACUCCUUCGCACUUGCGCAGGGGCUCCGAGGUCCACAGCUCUGGAGAAAAGAACAGCUCACAGUCAGAGGAAGACUAUUUGGAGAGGAGAAGAGAGGUGGAGAUCCUGAUGAAGAAAAAUGCAGACUGGAUCUGGGACUGGUCGAGUCGACCGGAAAACCUGGCGCCCAAGGAGUUUGUGCUGAGGCACCCGAAGCGUUCCAGCACCCUCAGCAUGAGGAACACCAGUGUGAUGAAGAAGGGAGGAAUCUUCUCCGCAGAAUUCCUCAAAGUUUUCCUGCCCUCUCUUGUCCUUUCGCACAUCCUUGCUGUGGGUCUCGGGGUGUACAUCGGAAGGCGCUUUACUACAUCUGGCACCUUUUGAGGGAGCAGGAGAAGCCAAGAAACGAGACAAAUCUCAUAUACGCACAUCUACCAUCUCAGCUGCUUUAUCGUGAAUCAGUGCUUGUGUAGACGCAGAUAGGACGAGGUCACGUGACACAUUUCCUCUCGCUGCCUCGCUUCCCCCUUGUGUAUUCCACUGGGCUUUACCAUAGUUCCUCCCCCGUAAUGCCAAUCCAUUCUAGGGCUGUCAGCACAGGCUAAACUUGACAGAAUUAGAUAUACUGCAUCCUCAUAAUUUUGCAUUUACUCGUACCAAGACUACUGAGAGAGCAUUAUGAGAGGAUCAUAAAACAAGAGAUGGGAGAGAAAUAGGGGAAUAAUAUUUGAUCAUGAGAUGCUGGAUCUCCAGAGAUGUAGUACCUGACACUGCAGACAGAGAGUUGGGAAGAGAUUUAACCAUCCCCCCCAAAUCAAAACAGGGAUUUUACAUAUAUCUUAUGGCAUAUCUCAACAUUUGAUGGUAUAUUAUAGGACUUGUUUUACCUUGAAGUUGCUUCUGUACUUAUGAGGUUUAAGACUCCAAAAAUGGACCUUUGCUUUGGGAAUCAAGUAUUAUACAGUAUUAUACAACUGCAAUGGUCUUUAGUAAAUACUAGACAAAAUGUUAAGUACCAUAUCAACACUUUUCUGAAUGUCAAUUGAAAUAAAUAAAAUAAAUUUCCAUUAUACUUUAAGCCUAACUUAAGUUUGCCUUUACUGCUCACCUGAAUUGCAAUCACAUUUAUCUGAAGGGUCCGGGUUCCAGCCCAAAGAUUGCCUUAAAUAAAACCGUUAAUGAAUCAGGCAGGAGUAAAAGGGAAAUUGUGUAAAUUUGUGCAUGUUUUGUAGUUUUUAAAAAUCGUAUUCAGUGUAUGUGUUAAUUUCAUAGUGGUUUUGUAUCAACAGAGGGAAUCAACAAAUAAAUGUCUGCCAACUGUAA
Cyprinus carpio (common carp) is the source of this 1785-nucleotide messenger RNA. Its product is annotated as BCL2/adenovirus E1B 19 kDa protein-interacting protein 3-like. Gene Ontology annotation, cellular component: mitochondrial outer membrane; nucleus; mitochondrial envelope. NCBI's taxonomy places the organism in Eukaryota, Metazoa, Chordata, Actinopteri, Cypriniformes, Cyprinidae. The record is from RefSeq and is a predicted model, not a curated record. Gene Ontology annotation, biological process: positive regulation of apoptotic process; mitochondrial outer membrane permeabilization.